GUUUCAAUAAGUAUAUAAACACUUUAAUUAAUAAUGCCUUUUGCAUUAUAAUAUAAAAUAAUAAUUUUUUUUUCUCAUCACCACUUGAAGAAUGAUUCAAUUUAUCUUGAUUUAUACGAUAACAUUUGCAAUUGUUUGUUCAGCAGGAUUGUUUCCUGAUUUUUAUCAAAAUAAUUUACUGCGAUCAGAAAAUGAGAAUUCUGUUUAUUUUGACAAUAAGCAUACAGUAUGUCGUACUAAGGAAUGUUUUAGAGUAGCUGCGGAAUUGUGGGAAAGUGUGAAUAAAUCAGUUGAUCCGUGUGAAGAUUUUUAUGAAUAUGCUUGUGGUACAUGGACAAUUAAUAAUCCAAUUCCUUCCGAUAAAGCCUAUUGGGAUUCACGAACUAAGACAGAAAUGAAGAUAGAAAAUAGAAUAAAAGUUUUAUUAGAGGAGAGAAUAAAACACGAUGACAUUUUACCCGUUAAACAAUUAAAAAAGUUUUAUCGAUCAUGUAUGAAUAUUGAUGCACUAGAAAUUAUGGGUAUAAAACGCCUGCAAGCAAUUUUAACAAAUAAUGGAGGAUGGCCAAUGGCAAUGGAAUUAUCGGAAUGGGAUCCACAAGAAUUUCCCUGGCAACAAAUUGAUAGAAAUUAUUUAAAACUAAGUAGCUCGUCUCCUUUUUAUGAAUUACGAGUUACUCAAGAUACUAGAAAUUUUGAUUUUCUUGAUUAUGUGCUCGAAGGUCGAAUUACUAAUAAUGUAACAAUGAUUUUGGAGCUAUCAUCUCCAAGUUUACCAAAAAUUCUUCCUACAAAAUCGCAGAAGAAAAUUAAUCGAACUAUGUUAUACGAAAGUGGACAAUAUGCAAAAUUAAUGUCCGAAGUUGCUCUUAUGUUUGCAAAAGAGAGAGAUACAAUUGUUGAGAAAAAUCAAUUGGCAACUGAUGUUGAAAAUAUAAUUAAAUUGGAAAAAAUGAUAGACAAAGAAUUAGACAAAUUGGAUUAUGACUCCAAUGUAGUCACUAUCAAAGAAUUGCAAAAAAUGUAUGAUGAUGUUUCAACUUCCAAAUCAUCCAAGAUAAACUGGAUAUCAAUGAUAACUGAUUAUUUUGCUGAUGCAAAUGUGGAAAUGAAUGAAAAUGAAGAAAUUGAAAUAAAUUAUUCUAAUCUUUUGUCGGCAAUAGCGAAAAUUUUAGAGAAAACAGAGCCACGAAUUAUUGUUAAUUAUAUUCACUGGUAUUUUUUGAAACAAUUUUUGCCUUUUACUACACAACAUAUGCGUAUGUUAGAAUUUAAUCUCUAUAAAGAAAUGACUGGUGUAAAAGAAGAAACUCCAAGAAAUGAAGAAUGUGUUAAGGAAAUAGGAAUGGAACACGCGAAAUCUUAUCAAUUUGUAAAAAAAUAUUUUACCGAUGAUAUGAACGAACACGCACAAGAAAUGUUUCAAGGAAUUCAAAAAGCAAUGGCGAAACAUAUUUUAAAAGCCGAUUGGUUGGAUGAUGAGAUGCGAAAAUCGGUUUUAGAAAAAAUUAAUACAAUGAAAACACGUAUUGGUUAUCCAAAUUUUUAUAAUAAUGCUACAGCUAUGGAAAAUUAUUAUCGUGGCAUGUCAAUUGGAAAUCAAUUUUUAGAAAAUAUAUUCAGUUCUUUAAAAUUUGAUCAGAAAAAAAAAUUACGAUCAAUUAGAAAUCCAGUUAAGAACGAUGAAGAAUGGGGUGCAGAUGAUACAUUACAAGUAAAUGCUUUCUACAAUUAUUUAUCUAAUUCAUUAUCCAUUCCUGCAGGCGAGUUUCAAACUUCGUUUUAUUCACCCUCACUACCCGAAAUAAUGUCGUAUGGAAGUAUUGGAUUUACUUUUGGUCAUGAAAUUUCUCACGGUUUUGAUGUUGAUGGAAUCAAAUUCGAUGCUAAUGGAAAAAGAAUUCGAUAUUCAUUUGAUGCAAGAUAUGACUAUAAAGAAAGAGCUAAUUGUUUCAUCGAUCAAUAUGAAUCUUAUUAUAAAAAUAAACCAAAUGAUAAAAAAUCAGAUAAUUCAUUUUUGAGGAAUGUUUGGAAUUUUUUUACAUUACAAUCAGAGUGGACGGAGGAUGCAAAAAGGACGCAAGCGGAAAAUAUUGCAGAUUCUUUGGGUUUGGAAAUAGUGAAUGAUGCUCUUCAAGAUAUUGAAAAUGAAAAAAAUAGCCAUCAAUUUCCUGGAUUUGAAGAUUUAUCUAAUGAACAAUUCUUUUUUUUAACUUACGCGAAUGUCUGGUGUUCCAGUAGCAGAUCAAAAUACGAUGAAUUCAUUGGUGACUCUCAUAGUGAAGAUAAAUACAGAGUCGUUGCUGUAGUUCAAAAUUCCGAAGAAUUCUCAAAAGCUUUUAAAUGUCCUCAGGGCAGUGCAAUGAAUCCAGCGAUAAAAUGUAAAAUUUGGUAAAAGUUUGUUUUGUGUAAAUCACAAUUAUAAAAAAAGAAUUCCAUUAAUCCAAGAAAUAAGUACUACAAAAAUUAUGUUUAAAUAUAACAUUUGUUAUAAUUUAUUAUCAUUUUAUAUUGAAUAUAUAAAAUACGGUAUAAAAAAUCGUGUUUCUUUGAGUUACACUCAAAAUAAUAAUAUUCUAUUUUUAAAUUUUGUUUUAUACAAAAGAUCAUUUCUGUUUUUCUAAAUAUUAUAUCACCAAAUUCUGUAACUUAUUGCUAAAUUAUCAACUAAUUUAAAUGCAAUAUGAAGAAUAUUUUCUUAACAUUUUUAAAAUGUGUUUUUUUAAAUAGUUAAAAUUCUCAAAAUUUCUAAAGGCACAAUUGAUGAUAAUUUCAAAAAAAUUAUUCUUCACAGUCUUAUUAAUAUGUGAUAUUUUUCUUAGUUUACAAAUACUUAAAUGCAGUAU
Molecule: messenger RNA, 2846 nt
Organism: Leptopilina boulardi
Lineage: Eukaryota; Metazoa; Arthropoda; Insecta; Hymenoptera; Figitidae
Product: neprilysin-1-like
Exons: 18
Coding region: 92-2395 (767 amino acids)
Biological process (GO): protein processing
Cellular component (GO): plasma membrane
Molecular function (GO): metalloendopeptidase activity
Source: RefSeq, a predicted model, not a curated record